UAUUGAUAUCCACUUGACAUCGAAAUACAAACAUAAAAGAAGCCUUUAUCCCUUCAAGGUCUUAACUCUCUACUUGUUAUUGUUGACCACACUUCAUCCAACAGCAUUAAGGAUGAUAUAUCCAGUACAAAAUGCAAAACAAAAACAAAUCGAAAGCUAUCGAUAUAUUGCUAAGCUUAUAAAUACAGUCAACUUGUUUCAAGAGGUAUUGUUGCGGAGACCGGUGAAUAAGAGCAGUCAUUGAUCGGAAAAGUAACGAAGCUGAGAGUGAAACUAAUAAUUUAUAAAUAAUCGUGAAAGCAAAUUAUUUUGGAUAGAAAGCAACGACAAUAUAAGACUCCAAGUUUGCGAACGUAUUUGAGAAAAGCGAAAUAACCUGCGGGCAAAUUCUAGAGUCAGAGGGAAAGAAAGUUCAAGUUGUACAUCUAUCUUAAUAAGAGAGCAAAAAAUCUGAAGAUAUUGUUUUAAGGAGAUAUCAUCUUCUUGAAGCUUGAACUGUGAAAUAUCCUAAGUUUCUUCUCAAAUUGUCGGAACGAAGAGAAUAGAAAGGAAUAAAAGAAAUCCUGCUUAUCGAAACUAGAAAAAAAGAAAUAUUAAAAGGCAGAAGACCCCGAUUUUCCAGUGAGUCACGUCUUGUUGUUCGAUUUUGCAACUAAAAGGGAAGUUUACUUAACAAACUCUGUAACAGUCAUGAACCUGAAAGGAAUGGAAACAUCAAUUCAAUAUCAUUUGAUUCUCCUAUUGCUGCCAUAUUUGACGCUUGUAUUUUCCGUAACUCCUGUAAUUGGACAAUCAACGUAUAGAGAAAGCCAAUUCAGAAAACUCACAACAAAAUGCUUAACUGAUCAGAAUAAAACUACAGAAAAAGCGUCAUCUCGUUUAGAAUGUUCAAUUCUGUGUAUUUCACGCGAUGAGUGUGAAUAUUUUACCUAUUGUAAUGGCCGAUGUUAUAUGCACCGAUUGUUCCACGACAAAUACAUCGAAGAUUAUGAUUGCAACUGUUCAUCGUAUAUUUCGGCCAAGGGAAACGAUAAAGGCUGGCAGAAAGUAUUUGAAGUAACCGAAAACUCAUUUACAAGAAAUCUUAUUUAUUUAUACUGGGACAAAUUUCCUAUUGAAAAGGUGGAAUUUCGGUUGAAAAGAUCAAUUGAUUACGUAAUAACUUUCAAUGGAAUAGGGACAAAUUCCACAUCGUGGUUCCAGAAAGAUAAAAUCAUUUCUGAGUCUCAUCCGACUUGGUAUCCAGUGCAAUUUAUUUUCCAUGAGAAUUUCAGUAACCUGAGCAUUAAGAUCGUGUAUGCUAACAAUCGUUGGACAGACGUCAAAAGAAAAAGUGGAAAUGAGGAAAAAUACGAUUUUUCUCACAAAGAUGAAGUCGGGAGUAAGUAAAACAUAUCCUCGGACCUUUUCG
Messenger RNA from Octopus sinensis (East Asian common octopus), 1411 nucleotides. RefSeq lists its product as uncharacterized. The transcript has 5 exons. NCBI's taxonomy places the organism in Eukaryota, Metazoa, Mollusca, Cephalopoda, Octopoda, Octopodidae. The coding region runs from base 691 to 1389 and encodes 232 amino acids. The record is from RefSeq and is a predicted model, not a curated record.